Molecule: messenger RNA, 9670 nt
Organism: Ixodes scapularis (black-legged tick)
Lineage: Eukaryota; Metazoa; Arthropoda; Arachnida; Ixodida; Ixodidae
Exons: 4
Coding region: 249-2132 (627 amino acids)
Molecular function (GO): DNA binding; protein dimerization activity
Source: RefSeq, a predicted model, not a curated record
UCGCUCGUUCAACAGCCAAUGAGCUCGCGUAGGGGAAAUUUAAUGAUGGCUUCUUCAUUGCGUCGACUAAACCUAACACAAUAAUGACAUUCGACAGGCGCAAGCUACUAUGGUUAAGCCGUUCGUUACCAAACACGCUAACCUAUAGGUCGGGCGUCGCAAACACAAUGCGCAAGAUCGGCUGAAUCCCCCGUAAAAUUGAAGCAGACGACAAGCAGCACGAGCAGCGUCCGCGAGCGUCUGCAACCAUGAACAGUUGGAGUAAUCGGUGCGGUGGUCGACCACCCAUUUUCGAGUUUUAUGUCACCGAAUUCCCGCUGCCCGAAGAAGGGAACUUCAGAGCAAUAUGUAAGGUGUGCAACACGUCGAUCAGCGCUUCACGACGGGCCACGUCGAACCUCAUAUCGCACAUGAAGCGCAAGCACCCCGGGGUGUACCACGACAAUGGCGGGGGCGGAGUGGGGGCCCUGCCGCGCCCCUCGGACUCCGCGGCCCUGGCGCCCCUGGGAGGUCCCCCCAACCCCGUGCAGCAAUACGUGGACCAGCGGCAGCAGCAGGUGACGGAGGCCCUGGUGGACCUCCUUGCGGGGAGCCUGCUGGACCCCGGGCUGGUGGACACGCGCGAGUUUCGGCGCCUGCUCAGCCUGCUAGACUCCGGCUACGAGCCGCCUUCCGCCUCGCAGCUGGUCUACGGGCUCCUACCAGGGCGUCGCUGGGGGCUGCAGCAGCGGGCCAUGCUGCUGCUGGAGACGGCCCAGAGCGUGUCGCUGACCCAGGACGUGUGGCUGGGCCACACGAGCUGCGUGAGCGUGUGCGCCCACUUCAUCCUCAACUGGCGGCUGCGCACGGUGUUCCUGGCCGGUCGCUACUUCGUGGACGCAGACCCUUCGGAGAGCCUGCACCAGCUACUCACGGAGGCCCUGUCCCAGUAUGGCCUGGCGGACAAGGUGGCCCACGCGGCGGUGUACGGGGCGGCUGGGGUGGUGCGCAGCUUCCAGACCUGCCUGCCGGGCUUUUCGGCCUGCGAGGACGGGGCCGCCCUGCCCGGGGUGGCCGGGGCCCUGCCGGGGGCCGAGGGGGACUGGAGGCCGCCCCCCCUCGACUCCAAGGGGCCCUUUUGCCUCGAGGGGCUGGGCUGCUUCGCCGAGGCCCUCCAGCUCUGCGUGGCCGAGGGGCUGCAAGACGACCUCUGCCUGGAGGGUGCCGUCAACAAGGUGAGCGGACUGGUGGACCUGGCCCGCGCCCUGCCCCAAGGCACGCUGGACGGGGUCCGCCAGGCCGUGGAGUACGGCUGCUCCACGUGGCACGGCCAGCUGCGGGUAGUGCGCGCCACCGCCAACGCAUCCCUCGACACCCUCCAGCUGGCGGCCCCCGCCCUGGGCUUCGUGCCCGAGGACGUGGAGACGCUACGAGAGCUGGCCGAGCUCAUGGAGCCAUUUGAGGAGGCCUUCAACCUGAGCCGCGGAGAGGGUCGCAUCACCGCCAGCUACGUGGUGCCCUGCAUCCGAGGCCUCCGGGCGCACCUGGAGGCGGCCCGCCCCUUCCGGCUGGCCUCGGCCGCGGGGCGUCUGGCGGCGGCCCUCGGCAACCGGUUGGCCAAGUUCGAGGCCAGCGAGACCUUCGCGCUCUGUUCCAUGCUGGACCCCCGGUUCAAGCUGCGCUGGUGUUCGGAGGAGGCCGAGACGCGGCGGCUCACGGCGCUCCUGGGCGCCAAGAUCCGGCAGGCGGAGAGCGGCGGCGCCAACAACGGGGCGGGGGGCGGGGAGGACCCGCCGCGAGAGGAGCAGCGAAAGAGCAAGCUGUUCCGCUACAUGAGCGGCCCCGAGACGAGCCAGGGGGAGGGACCGGGGACGGCCGCGGCCCACCCCCAGUGCUGGGAGGUGAGCAGCUACCUGGCCACCCCGUGCCUGCCGGAGGGGGGCUGCCCGCUCGAGUUCUGGAGGCAGCACCAGGGACAGUACCCCAAGCUGGCCGCGAUGGCCGGCAGGAUGCUCGGCGUGCCGGCCACGGCCGCCCACGUCCUGCGCAUGUGCCGCGUCGGGGGCAGGGUGGCCAACCCGGCCGACUUCCGGCUCAACGGGGUCACCUUCGAGAACCUCAUGUUCAUCAAGUGCAACCAGGGGCUCAGGUAGGGCCAGGAAAGAAAGCGGCGUCCUUGUGGAACUCUUGCGUCAACCCGGGAGGGCCUGGUUCUGGUGCCGCUCGAAGGACUGGAGUGGCGCUCGUCCGAGACUCACUUCGGUGUGCUGGUCUAGUCUGCUCAAUUGCAGUCUGCUGGAGCGAUUACGUUGCCGGAGAGAUGGCGGCUGCCAAAGACAUCUUUUCUUUUUUUUUUUUUACAAAGAUGCGGUGAAGAGAUUGUGGGAAGGAACGUGGUAUUUCCACAACGUAGAGCGUCUUUUGGCUCUCGGAAACCUUUAGAAAUGUCCUUAAUGCAACCAUUGGUUUGGAGAUGUGGGAGUCGUUCGGCGGACCGUGUGAGAUUCCCCGUGGGUACAAGUAGGGCAUCUAGCUCGCGUAAAGCGAACCUGCCUCUUAUUUUAUUUUAUAAUGUAACGUAAAAGCUCCAUGAUUGAGCUUCCAGAUGACAGUUACGUUGGUAGAGACAUCGAAAAGUCAAGGUCCCUGGCCUCCCGCUAUGCUGGUGUGGGUGCUCCAUGCAAGGGGUCCCCACGGAGAAGCAAGUGCUACGCGCAAACGUGAAGACGCCGGCGGUGACGCGGGCAUCUUCCGGUGGCUGCGUCGGAUGCAAGCCACGCAAGGCAAAUGAUAAGGACCUCUUGCACCUGAACUGUUGUUUAUGCACGCUGCACUUCUCUUCCACGAGUGCACCUGGUCAGAUGGGUCUUGUACAUAGCCAGAGCCAUACUUCAUCUCACAUGUACCUGUACAAAGCAUUGCACACGCCAAUCUCUCCUGAGAUCAAAAAACAAUUUGUUAGCACCCAUUCGUUUUUGAGAUUUCGGCUUUCCCGCACUCGCGCGUAUGUGUCGAAUCCCCGUGUCACUCCUCUCGUCCCAGAGUCACUUUUCCAUCUGAUACGAGUUUCGCUACGGCGCGUGGAACGCGCCUUCAGCCAGGAUCAUGGUCGGCCACGGCGUGAAACUUUCACGACGUCGUUGGGCAAAAGUCAAAGGGCCACCCUUUAAGAUGUGCCAAGCGCGCCACUCGGAGACGCGUUCCGGGUGCCAUAUAGUUUUGCCGAAGAGGGAUCCUGGACUUUCGACAAGGCCCGCACGUGGUCGCAGCUUUAGAGACUGCAGAGUGCCUCUGCGUUGCUCGUGUGGCGUCCGCGGCGACACGAUGCACCCUGUGCCUGUCAAGCGAGUGAGUUGGAUCGCAUCCCUCUGGGUGCACGAUGGAUGCAAAAACCGUCGAAGAUGCCAAGCAUUUGAGUCGGUCGUACGCAUUGCCCGAAGCGAGGAGCAACGACGAGCCACCUUUUUUGGAUGCAGCCUAUUGCGGCCAAGCUGCGAUCGUAGCAAAGAGGAGGCAGACGAUGAGGUUGGUCCCUGAUCCAAAGCUAAAUAGGGAGACUCGCUCUGGUAGCGUGUCAUUGCUGUAAACCAGGGGUCUCAAACACGCAGCCCUUGAGCAUCCCGUGGCUGUGAGCCCCGUUCCCAUGCCUCAAGCACUACAUUCGCCGUAAAUAAUAGUGUCGUAUCGUAGAUUCAUUCCCGCUCGGAAAGGCGCUCCGCUCUGCUCAUACAAUGUGUUUGCAUAUUUUCCACUAUUUUGUUAUUUUGGACUUGGUAUUGCUUUGUCUAAAAAGGUGCUUCUUACGCAGCCCUUUCUCACAAAUCAACUGGAACGAAAAUACCUUUACUAGGCUACAAGCACGACCUUUACUGGGCUUCAAGCACGACCUUUACUAGGCUACAAGCUGCGUCCUUUACUCAAGGACGCAGCUUGACUGCAAGUACUGUUUCUCGGCAGGAGGGAUUGCCAAAAAUAAAGCUAAGAUCUCGAGCUUCUAGCCGUCAAACGGUACCAAUAAAAUCUUAAGAAUUCUCUUUUAAUGUUGCUAUAAAAAGUGCCGGAGAAGCAAAAACUGUUGUAUGAAGGGAUCAUAUUCCCAUUCCUUUUGAACCUAGUGAAUUGCGUGACAGGGUGAGAACAGUGAGCUUGCUCCCGUUCUAUCAAGAAAUGCCAGUUCAUUAGCAUUUGAAAUCUUUUUAUCACAUCAAUUGUGUGCCCAUAGUAGUCGUAUAAGCAAAUCAAAAGUAAAGAUGUCACUGGCAAGAUGGCGAGUUUACAGAAAGCACGAGGUUCCUCCCCUAGAAAACCGCUGAUGUGUCGCUGGGAGAGUCGGCUGCUUUGCAACAUGAAACACCAUUGCUGUAUUUUUUUUCCCAAAAGUUUAAAAAUAUAACCGCCCCCUUGUCGGCCCUCAACCUUUCGGGAGUGGGCUGUCUGGCCCCCACACUCGGACGAGUUUGAGACCCCUGGUGUAGACGGCCUCAGCUUUUUGAGCGAAGUGAGUUUGGCAAAAAUUUUCAGCAUCUCGACUAUCCUUCUUUAAGCCAUCCUGUGCACAUAUUCUCGUUUCAUAUACAUAUAUAUUUUAAUCUGCUCACGAAUGAAGCUUCAUGGGUGAGAACCAUGGAUGUGUAUGGUGUGUGGGCAACCACCUUUAACGGACACUUGCAGGCCAUAGCCCUCGAUAUAUCUCUGAAUCUCUGGUUCCAAAGUUCUGCUUGGUAUGUAUAAAAGCUAGGAUCUUAAAGUUGCAUACUGUUGCUGCUUUUUGUGUGGAAAAGCAUAGUACCAGCAUGCUCUCGUGUAAUUACUGCAUGAUGCGUGUUAACAAAAACCCAAGGUAGUGGUCAUACUGCACUGGCAUUCGACAAGCAUUGACGUAUCUCAAAGGCAGAUCAAUCUUCCUCCGUGUAAAUAAUUGUGGCAUUCGGUUUGCUUUUCUUAUUUAUUUUGUCCUUCCCAGGUGGGGUAUAAACUUUGAAAUGAGUUGGGCAACCUUUUGAGGGGUGCAACAGGAAAAGGGUAUAAAGAAGAAAAGAUUAGCAAUCAGCAUGUGGAUGGCCACCUUGAACUCUUGCAGCACGAAAGAAUAUGCCACAAAUUGCAGACACUUCAAACCUGAAUGUGAUCGUAGCAGAGUGGAGGCAGACAACAAGGUUGGUCCCUACUUUCAAUGAUUUUAAAAUUUAACAUGAUGCAUUUAACGAAUCGACACAGAAAAUAAUUUACAGUAUGUCUGGAACAAUUUUGACUCCUAUGGGGACAGCCCUGGUGACCCCCCCCCCAUCAGUGGGUCAUGUGUCUUUCUCUGCCACCGCUGACAGUUAGGUGGCACAACCUUCCGCUUGAUUCAGUAAUCAUUUGCAUGGGGUCAUCAGACUAAUCGCUAUCUGUUUCAUUUUCACUAGAUUUUGCGUGCUUUGUGAUCCUGUCUUCUUUGUGAUCUCUUCAUUCGCUAGUAGAAGCUCCAGAGGUUUUGAAACAAUUUUAGAUGUCCACAUGUGGUCUUGAUAUUAAUGUUUCUCUCUACGAGCGAGUGGACACAUUUAGAGCGCAGCUCUUAGGCGCCCGUUUCCGGCUCGAGCGGCGUCGGCGUCGCCGUCCGCAUAACUGCGCGGUGCAUUUAGGGUAAAUUUCCCCGCUAAAUCUAGCGGAAAAAUUUCCCUGGGGGGUCACGUAACCCGCCGAGGUCACGUGACACCCUCCAGGUCACGUGACCCCCCCCCCCCCCCUCAAUACCCUUCCCUACUCCUCCUCAAGAGCUGCGCUCUAAUUCGGCGUUACAGGGAGUUGUAAACGGCUUCCACUUUUUUUUCUUUCUUGCUAGCAGUAAUGUGGGUGAUCAUUACCGGCAAUUCUACUUUCAGUGCGAGUGUAUAUGUAGGUGUGGCCUUUCAAACAAAUGCUUUCUGUAAUUAUAAAAGGGUAGAUCCACUCAGUUCCAAAAAGUUCCAGGAUGGCAGAUGAUUUCACACUAAUAAGUACUAAUGAGUGGCCCUACGUUGCUUUGUUCACAAUGAGAAAAUAUGUUUUGUGCGGCCUCGCUUUCGACAUGAUCAGAAAUUGAACUUUGGUUCUGACGGACAACAUUGGUCUCGCGUUGUCAGAUAUGUUUCUAACCACGUGAUACAAGCUGGCGCCACCUUCAGGUUUUGCCUGAAAAGUGAUAGCACAAGAAGGGGUAAAGUCUUUGUCAUAGUAAAAGCUCAGUGUUGGGUGUGCUACGACUACACUGCUGACUGCGCUUAUGAUUGCACCGCAUGUCGCUCACUAGAAUUUGCAGAUUGCGGCAGCUUGGCACAGGUCGGACUUUACUGGCCCAUUUAAUAAACAUCUAGAUUCUCAUCUUUGACUUUAAUAAUGAACCCAAAGUGGAAUAUCCCUUGAGCGAAACCAUGCAUCGGAUCUCAAUUGUACGUCGGGCUUGAUUAUUGUUGAAACUUGAAUGGCAUUUGUCAAACCUCAAUUUCACUAGAUCCUUUAAAAAAAACAACUAGAAAAACAUGUUACAACAGUUUGGGCACUCUACCAUUGAAGCUAUACGUGUCGUCAGUGUACUGCGAGGCAAAAUUUACUUUGCCACCGAACUCAGUAACAUACAUUGACCAUCGCAGUUUGUUUCUUGUCUGUGUUGUCGAAAGCUGUUGUACCGCGGGAAAAUUGUCGCCAUCGUCCGUGUCGUGCUGCUAUUUCUGCACUUUUACACUCAGGCGACCGAGCAAAUGACCAACAAGUUAACUGCUUGUCGAUGAACACAAAGUGUGACAGGAUAGUAAGGAAUCUUGAGAACUCGCUUGCAGCAGGUGUUUUUCUUUAUACGUUCUUGCACUACGAUCGCAGUCAAAUAUUCAGUUAGUGCACAUUCACGUGACUCGGCAUUUUCCCGUAAUUGGCCUAGUUUUGGACUGUCGCACAUUCCGAAAAAAGUCUCAUUGGACAUUCCACGAAUCUGGGAAGGUGGGCCAAGCGUCGGUUCUCUUCAUCCGGCACUAUUCAUUCGGAAGAAAGGGGUGGCAGCCUUUCGGAAUUGCAUGGCAUGCGGAACACUUUAUCGGGUGCACCCUUCGCUCGUAUUAUGGUGGCUGGAACACUUCAACUCUUGCCUUUGGCGUCCCACGCUGCUUGUGUAUCGAAAGUGUCGACAAAUGACGUCGCGGGAGUCGGUGCGACACGCCGUCUGAUGUCACGCUCCCGGCGGUCAAUCAUAGAAGUUUCGGCAAAAAAGUAUGUUGGUGUCACUGUCGUCACGGCGCUCCGACCAUUGACUGUCGAAUCUUCUUUUGAACGUCGAGCUGGAGCGAAACUUGCAGCAGAGCAGGGCGCCUGCUACAUUUGCCUUCGCUGCUGCGAUCUGGCCAGGGUCUUAAAAAGGCACGACAGGGGUGUAACGUUGCCGGGCUAAGAAUCGAGGGACCGGAACUGAGAACGGUGUAAACUCACAAGUUGGAGAGGAGUUCCAGGCACCACGUGGGUUUGCAAAAAGGACUACAGGAGGCAGCUUGACUUCUUGAAUGUGAUUAGCUCUUGCUCGCUUAUUUUUUGCUACAGCUCACGCAUUCUGGGAAAUUACUGCUUCUUUGUCUCUACAGAGCACCAUUGCAGCACCUUCUGGUAGUUGCCGGAGAAACGUCGAGAGUUACUGCUGUAGUUUGAAACACACUGACAUGCAGCAUACGACACAGCCUCCAUCUUGAGAGCGAUUUUGGGAGCAGCUCGAUCUGCGUGUUGCGGCCAGCGUGCACGCCCUCGGCGCGCCGCGUUUUCUUAUUGUUCCCAUUUCAGAGAAAUGCCAUUUUCAUGGUGGGGAUGAUAGUAUCGCUAUGCUGCGAGGAACUGCUGUAGUCAUUCUUUGGUGGGCCUUUGGAGCUGUGUUGGGGGAAUUACAACUUUUUAAGUAUAUACUUCAUUUGCAAAUCAUGCGUGUCAUUUUUGAAAACUCAUUUCUUUGUUUUCUUCGGGACAUAUGUCAUUGGCUCUGCUCAUUGUCCAAAGCUGUUAAAUGUCAACAGUCUCGGAGGAUGUGAGAGCCGCUUUUCUUUUAAAGAUGGAGGUUUGGUCUGCCUUUGGUGUUGCCCCCGCGUGUUCGUUGCGUUGCACCCGUCCCAAAUUGCUCCGCAAGACUUGGGAACUAACAGCUUCGGGACAUUCGAGGGUCUCAAAGCGGUCCCAGAAACAAAGCCCAUGCGCACUAAAUAUAGCCAGUGACUCUGGUUUAAAAGCAACCUGUUCUCUUUUCAAGACCUGUAUCAAACUUUAGCUGCCUCAGAAAAAAAAGCAAUGUUCCUGUGAGAGCGAGCAGUACACGGUGCACUGCAUAAGCCUAAUAUCUGUGGCCUUGUAUGCAAUGCUACUGACAAACUAAGACACAAAAAAGACACUUUGGGGGUGGUGCAUUCGGUUAGCAGAAAUGUGAUUGCUGUUUUUUUUUGUUUUUUUUCUAUUUCCCUUCGGAAUUGAAAGAUUCUCAUCAAAACUACUAAUGCGGUGGUGAGUGAUUGUGAAGGGCUCCACCUUAAGUUGUAAGACUUGGCGCUCGUCAAUACCCUGUUUUAGCAAGAUGUGAAAAGUGCCGAUGUCGCAUACACGCUAACUGUGUCGUGUGGUCUAGCGCGUAAAGAUAGAAAGUAUGAUCUAGCUGGGUGACUUUGAAGCACAUAAAACCAAAUGUGACUGUGUUUGGCAAAGCCAGAGUACUGCCUCUUAGUGUGUGGAGAGUCGCAAUCUUCAAGAUGCCGAUGUGAUGCGACUUCGCUCCUCGCGUUGAUCAGCCGGUCAUCGAUCGCAUGGAUGCUGGCAACAAACUGUCCUCUUUGCUUCCUCCAUUGGCCCGCUGCUUUUCAUCAGCUGUCGCACCAAAUCCUCGUGAGGGCAUGCUGGUAUAUGCCUUUGCUUUCCUCAAGUUGCCAAAGUACACAAUCUUUUGGUGUGUGAGGUACUGCACCGUGUAUCCAAGACACCGCUCCGUUCCCUCUUCCGUGCUCUGUGUUGUAGGUGCCAUUGCACUACAAAGUGAUUCCUUAUGACGUGUGUCCAACAUAUUUCCCGAUAGUCUGUUGUACACGAAUCGCCGCGGCGAAAAACGCUGCAGCUAUGGAGGUCGCUUUUCAUAAUCAAACUCGCCUUUGUCAGUUUUAGUUUUUUGCGGUUUGUGCACUUGGACGCUUGCUUUUGGACGGAGUGUUGUUGACAAACUUUGUGAGUGGAAGUGACAGUUCCCUGCUGUUUUUUUUUAUUUUCAUUUUUGGUGCAACGAAUGGGUUUGCUCUGAGCUAGAGUUUGAAAAGCGCACAUACAGUUUUGGUAGUUGCCAAACACUUCCCGUGUCCCGAAGGUUAUGUUUGGGGAGUUCUCAUUUCAUGUGAUUGUGAAAGAAACUGCUGAGCAGUCUUUGUAGCUCUGCUUGUAGCUUGCCGAUCUGAUCGCUGUGUGAUAAAACGAUUGAAGAGUGGAUGUCCCGCUGGCGGACGCGCAUAUUUCCCCGAUUAUUUUAGGUGUGUGCACCCCCUUAUUUAUUGGCCUGCAACGGUUGCAUGUGCCACGCAUUAGCUAUGUGUCAGAUGUGUGGACGCUCUCUUUUGUUCUUGGAAGACCAGAGUGUUUUUUACAGUUUUAUAAGCGCCUUACACUAAGGUGUCGGUCUGCGGACAAGCGUGGCUCUGGGAAAUAAAGAGAAAGUAAUUUAAGUUAUGUC